Messenger RNA from Aspergillus melleus, 4314 nucleotides. RefSeq names its product DEAD/DEAH box helicase. The record is from RefSeq and is a predicted model, not a curated record. Bases 395 to 3853 code for a protein of 1152 amino acids. NCBI's taxonomy places the organism in Eukaryota, Fungi, Ascomycota, Eurotiomycetes, Eurotiales, Aspergillaceae. Gene Ontology annotation, molecular function: ATP-dependent chromatin remodeler activity; ATP binding. Gene Ontology annotation, cellular component: cytoplasm. The transcript has 3 exons.
AUCCACCCCUCGUACCGUCUCUCCCCCUUUUUUCUUUUGUUUUCUUUGCGUUUCUUUCCUUUGAUUUCUUUCUUCUAUCGUUCUGGCUUGGUUUUGUCCUUUGUAGUGGGUUCUUUCUGACGUUCCUCCGUCAUCCUUUCUUAACUUCGGACUUUGCUCCGCCAAGAGCGAUCGUCAACACGUCUAAUUCUCAUUACCUACUCUAAGAAUUUCGACGCGGGCUUUCAUUUCCUAUUUUAAUCCACGGCCAAUCUCAUCUGUACUAUUUACAGCCGUGGACAUCAGUCCAGCUCGCGUUCGUUCCUGCCUAGCCGUGGGGCUUCUCAUCUUUCGCAGGCAGAGCCUGUACAAAGGUCCAGGUUUGUGCAAAAUUACCCUUUGCCGGACUUAAGCCAUGGCGUCUUCGACAAUUGACGCGUCCGUCGAGGAUGUCUUGGAUGAUCUGCAAUUGAACCAGGUCAUUCUAGAAAGUUUAGACCAGGAACGGCCUGAUGCGGUCGCCGAAAGGCAGGAGAUUCUAGACAUCAUUAAAGAACUCGAAGCGCGUCUGGCGGUACUCCGCGGUGAACCUCCCGCUAGUUUUCAGAGUCAACCUUCUUCUCAUGGCGCCGCAGAACAUACUGUUGUAAGUCGGCCUCAAUUAGAACAGCCUGACGCAUCUGCCUCAUGGUCAUUUCAAUCAAAUCAUCGGCAUGAUUCGCCUUUUUUCGUGGGUCCCUCAAAUAUGCGGAAGCGUCAGCGUAAUGAGGACGUGACCGAUGGGUAUGAAGACGCCGAUGAAGAUGCCGAAACCGAUUUCACGGACGAUCUUGAACCGCCGGUCAAGCGUGUGCAAACAAGCCGACCAUCAGAAACCUCUAGUUCCGUCGCCCGGUCGAGCCCCAGCAUACCGACGGAUGACGGUGCUGACGAGCUGCACAAGCUUCUCGGUUUGGACAGUCGGGAUACCCUCUUACGUCUCCAGGAGGAUCAGCGGAAGGCCGAACAAUGGCUUGAGAUGCGCAAAGAACAGGAGCGACAAGAUGAAGAGUUUGCCCGUAGGCUCAAUGAAGGCUUUCAGGAGCGCCAUCGGCCGUCAUCACCCGUGAGCAGCCCUGCUCAUCAUGGCAGAACCUCGACUUUUCCUGUCCCAUCCUUUUCAGCCGAGGAAAGGGGCGAUCAAUGGUCUUCAUAUCGUGAUCCCAGUCAUGAUCCCAAUCGCUCGCAUUUUCGAGCCCCUUUAUUCCCCGACGGAAAUCGCACCGGAUCCGAACGCUACCCCGUCCCCAUAGCUCAGGACAGCGACGAUAGCGACCUCGCAGAAAUCACUGAAGGAGAUUUCCAGCAUCACACACGUAGCCCGUCAAACCAUUACACCGACGGCAUGCCCACCUAUCCUUGGAUGCCUAGGCGUCCAGAGGUACACCGUUUCGAAAACAUACCACCCCGAAGUCUCGGUGCGUCUGGUCCGGUGUACGGGCCAAACGUGUUUCAGAAUACUCUGGCAAGGCUUAAUGCAGGAAAACAGCUGUUUGAACAGGCAGGGAGGUCCAUCUUCGGAUCAGAUUCUAGUCCGUUUUCAUCACAUCGAGGAAUCCCGCUCCCUGAGCAUGAAGGUCCAGAUCCAUAUUACGACAUGUUGAAUGAUCUCUACGGACAGGGGGAAGAUCCUCAAAAAAUAAACGACGAUAUCAAGCAAUUACUUGAAACCAUCAGACCCGAUUCCGAUAUCUCCAAGGAAAAUCGUGAAGGCACCCCUGAAGCCCUGAAAUUUAAUUUGCUGGAGCAUCAGAAGCUAGGGCUGGCGUGGAUGAAAUCGUUGGAGGAACAGGAUCAGAAAGGCGGCAUUCUUGCGGAUGAUAUGGGACUGGGAAAGACAAUCCAAGCCAUCGCGCUUAUGGUCUCCCGACCCCCUGAAGACUCGGAAAGGAAAGCAACGCUCAUCAUUGCUCCGGUCGCAUUGAUGCAGCAGUGGAAGCGAGAGAUCCAGAGAGUUCUAAAGCCCGGACAGCACCAGCUGAGAGUCUACGUAUUGCAUGGCGACAAACGAGCCGUGGGCUUCAGGGACCUGAGAGACUACGACGUGGUUCUUACCACAUUCGGCACCCUCUCCUCUGAAUUGAAGCGCAGGGAAAAGUAUGAUGAACUCCACGGACAUGAACCGACCGAGUCCAGAGAGCUUCUCAAAUCUAUGCCAUGUCUUGGUCCGAGCAGCAAAUGGUAUCGUGUCAUCAUAGACGAAGCUCAGUGCAUCAAAAACCGGAAUACAAAGGCUGCGAUAGCGUGUUGCCGUCUUGACUCGACGUACCGCUGGUGCAUGAGCGGGACUCCGAUGAUGAACAGCGUCCAGGAGUUGCAUUCUCUGUUGAAGUUUCUGCGCAUUCGACCUUACGGAAGCCUGGACAGAUUCAAUCAUGACUUCACGCGCCCCUUGAAGUCUGGUAGUGCUAAUGCGCAGAAAAAAGCGAUGAAACAGCUGCAGGUGUUGCUCAAGGCGGUUCUUUUGAGACGAACGAAAGAAUCUAAGAUCGACGGCAAACCCAUUCUUCAACUCCCACGGAGGGUGUUAGAAAAGGUGCACGCUGUUUUCAGUGACGAUGAGCAGGAGUUGUAUUCGGCACUUGAAGCGCAGACCCAACUCCAGUUUAACAAAUAUCUGGAAGCUGGCACUGUUGGACGCAAUUACUCCAACAUCCUGGUCUUGCUCCUCCGACUUCGACAAGCUUGUUGCCACCCCCACCUGAUCAAAGACUAUAGCGUCAAGCUCAACGCGAACACGGAUGAGCUGGACCUCGUUGAGAAUGCGAAAGCCUUCGGUAACGACGUCGUCAUUCGCCUGAAAGGAAACAGUGACCUCGAAUGCCCCAUUUGUAUCGAUGCCGUUGACAAUCCGAUUAUCUUCUUCCCUUGCGGCCAUAGCACCUGCGCUGAGUGUUUCUCAAGGAUUUCAGACCCAGAGCUGUCCGUGAGGCAAGGCCACGAUGGCACCGUCGACGUCAAAUGCCCGAAUUGCCGUGGCAAGGUUGAUCCCAAAAAGAUCACCGAUCAUCUGUCGUUCAAGAAAGUUCACUUCCCCGACGAGUCCAGCGAGUCCGCAGAGUUGGAACUGCCUAAACCCGCUGAAGAAGACGAGGAUGACAGCGACGACAGCGACCAAGACAGCUUGUCUCGAUUCAUCGUGAGUGACGACGAAGAAAACAAGACCGCUCAGUCACCGAAACGUAAAAAGAAAGGGAAAAUGCCCCAAAAUACCAAGAAGACCCUUGCGGAUCUGAAGAAGGAAGCCUCGAAAAAUCAGAAAUCCAAGCGCAAAUAUCUCCGCCGUCUGGACAAAACAUGGAUAUCUAGCGCCAAGAUCGACAAAGCAAUGGACAUCUUACGCGAUGUUCAGCUCGGCGAAGCGAAGGAAAAAACCAUUAUCUUCAGCCAAUUUACUGCAUUGCUUGACUUGCUCGAGGUUCCGAUCAUGCGCAGCGGAUGGGGCUACCGACGCUACGACGGCAGUAUGAAGCCCGCGGACCGGAACUCGGCGGUGCUUGAUUUCACCGACAAUCCUGACUGCAGGAUUAUGCUGGUGUCGCUGAAGGCUGGUAAUGCUGGACUUAACCUUGUCGCUGCAUCUCAAGUUAUAAUUUUCGAUCCAUUCUGGAACCCGUACAUCGAGGAGCAGGCGAUUGACCGUGCUCAUCGAAUCGGACAAUUGAGGGAAGUGCAUAUCCAUCGAAUUCUUGUAGAGAAGACCGUCGAAGAUCGUAUUCUCGAACUUCAGGACAAGAAGCGAGAAAUCAUCGAAGGCGCCCUUGACGAAAAUGCCUCAAAGAGCAUUUCUCGUUUGGGGACCAGAGAGCUGGCCUACCUAUUUGGUGUCCAUUAAACAUCUUUCCCUAAUUACCUCACGACCCGGCGUUGUUGGAUUCUUGCAGCUUUAUCAAUCGCGUUAAAUCCAUUACAAAAGAAACCAAGAUACCCCUAAUCUGUCUGUUAUUCUGCCCCGGCUAUGUUACAAAAUGCGUUCUGUUUCCUGUAUCUGUUCGACUUCUUCUCGGUUUACAUAGACCAGGACACUGGCAUUGAGAGCAUCAUAAGUCGAUACUUUCGAGCAAUAUUCCUUUUCAUGAUUCUGCUUUCACUUCAAGCCCUUCAUUCCCGCUGUCUGUUCCAAUAGACCAUUGGUCUUGCUUUCGAGGGCUCAGAUAUUUCGGUUACACUUGCUCUCCCAAUACAAUUUAUUUGAUUCUAGAGAUUGAUUGAUUGCCCUACUUUCAGGCUCCUCUUUCGGCUCCCUCUUGAGAUUGAUUUUCUUUCUUUUUCUUUUCUUUUCUUUUCUUUUUUUUU